AUGAGUUGGUUGAAAUUACUGGCGUUUUUCGCAAUAUACUCCUCUAUCGGAGCUGCAGAUGACUCGAGCACAAGUCUCAACGGUACCUGGUCAUCCAAGUCGAACACGGUGUUCACUGGACCUGGCUUCUACGAUCCUAUAGACGAGCUUCUAAUCGAGCCUGCGUUGCCAGGAAUCAGCUACUCGUUCCACGACGAUGGAUACUUUGAGGAGGCCAUUUAUCAGGUGACUCCGAACCCAAAGAACCACUCGUGUGCUGUCGCCGCAUUGAUUUUCCAACACGGUACCUACGAAGUCAAUUCCAGCGGCUCCAUCAUCCUUACACCAUUUGCGGUGGACGGUAGACAGUUAUUGAGUGACCCAUGCAACGACAACGGCGUCUCAGUUUACAGCAGAUAUUCACAGAAAGAGAUUUUCAAAUCCUAUGCAGUCAGCUUGGACUCCUACCACGGCAGAUACAAGUUGCAGCUGUACGAAAGUGACGGUUCUCCAAUGCAACCUCUUUACUUGGCUUACAGACCACCGCAAAUGUUACCAACCAUCACCAUGAAUCCCACAGCAAACUCAACUGAUUCAGGCAGUACCGCAGCAGCUUCUUCCACAGCUUUAUCUAAAAAGGUUAAGAGAUCUUUAGAAAAUAGAUACAAAACUAAUGCUGUGAGGAAACACAAGUAUGAUUAUGACCUGUUAUGCCAGACCAGAACCGUAAGAAAACAAACCAAUUCUCUUACCCUGCAAAGCGUCGUUUCCGACGUAGAACAGCAGGGAGGCCAAAGAACCGUAAACGGAACCAGUGUACAUGUUUCCAACGUUGGUUCCAACUUCCAAAGAAGCACCAACUCUCUCCUUGUGGAGACCCUUGGCAGCGGUGACGAAAGUCUUCUCCAAAGCCUUGUCAGUCAAAGAGCUCUCAUAUUCUUGGGUAGCCAACUGAGCGUCAACAUCUGGGUACUCAGAGACGAAGUUUGGCUUGUAGAAGUCGUAUGCGUGUUGCAUGAAAGUACCUCUGAUUGGCUCGAAAGUGAUUGGAGCAUCAGGACCAAUCAACAUAGCAACAGUACCUGCACCACCGGUUGGUCUGGCAGCACCUUUCUCGUAAAUGGCAAUGUCUCCACAAACGACGAUCGCGUCUCUUCCAUCCCAAGCGGACGAUUCCACCCAGUUAAUGGCAUUAAACACGGCGUUGGUACCACCGUAACAAGCGUUCAAGGUGUCAAUACCUUCGAUGUCGGUGUUCUCACCAAACAGCUGCAUCAAGACAGACUUGGCACUCUUACUCUUGUCGAGCAAAGUCUCUGUUCCCACCUCUAA
This is a messenger RNA of Ogataea philodendri, 1311 nucleotides long. RefSeq lists its product as uncharacterized. Gene Ontology annotation, cellular component: endoplasmic reticulum membrane; endoplasmic reticulum. Gene Ontology annotation, biological process: budding cell apical bud growth; 'de novo' protein folding. NCBI's taxonomy places the organism in Eukaryota, Fungi, Ascomycota, Pichiomycetes, Pichiales, Pichiaceae. The transcript is spliced from 3 exons. The coding region runs from base 1 to 1311 and encodes 436 amino acids. The record is from RefSeq and is a predicted model, not a curated record.